GCGUUCAGCGGCGAGCGGACACGGCAGAGCGGGGGAGGGACAGACGAGAAAGACAGCACCAUGACUGCACCCAGCAACACCUACGAUGUUAUAGUGAUCGGUGGCGGCAUAUCAGGGUUAAGUGCGGCCAAGCUGUUAAAGGCCCACGGACUGAACCCUGUAGUGCUGGAGGCCAGGGAUCGUGUCGGUGGUCGCACCUUCACUGUGCGGAAUAAGGAGACGAAGUGGGUUGACCUGGGCGGGGCUUACGUUGGACCAACUCAGAACCGCAUCCUCCGAUUGGCCAGAGAAUACAACAUAAAGACUUACAAGGUCAACGAGCAGGAGAACCUGGUGCAUUACGUCCAUGGAAGGUCCUACCCGUUCAAAGGCUCCUUCCCUCCCAUGUGGAACCCCAUCGUCUUGUUGGACUUCAACAACCUGUGGAGGACAAUGGACGAGAUGGGCAAGGAGAUUCCUAAAGAGGCUCCUUGGAGAGCUCCCCACGCUGAGGAGUGGGACAAGAUGACCAUGCAGGAGCUCUUUGAAAAAAUCUGCUGGACCAGCACUGUUCGUCGCUUCGCCACGCUGUUUGUCAACGUGAACGUGACCUCUGAACCCCACGAGGUGUCGGCUCUGUGGUUCCUCUGGUAUGUGAAACAGUGCGGGGGAACCAUGAGGAUCUUCUCCACCACGAAUGGAGGACAGGAGAGGAAGUUCGUGGGCGGCUCCAGUCAGAUCAGUGAGUGCAUGGCCAAGGAGCUGGGCGAGCGAGUGAAGCUACAGUCUCCGGUCUACAGAAUCGACCAGACCGGAGAUAUGGUGGCGGUGGAGACGUUGGACAAACAGACUUACAUGGCCAAGUAUGUGAUUGUGGCAACCCCUCCUGGUCUGAAUCUGAAGAUGCACUUUAACCCUGAGCUGCCGCCGCUGAGGAACCAGCUGAUCCACCGCGUCCCCAUGGGCUCCGUCAUCAAGUGCAUGGUUUACUACAGAGAGAACUUCUGGAGGAAAAAGGGUUACUGUGGCAGUAUGGUGAUUGAGGAGGAAGGCGCUCCCAUUGGCCUGACACUGGAUGACACAAAGCCUGAUGGGACUGUACCUGCUAUUAUGGGAUUCAUUCUUGCUCGCAAGUGUAGAAAACUGGCAGGUCUAACCAAAGAGGAGAGACUGAAGAGGAUCUGUGAGAUCUACUCCAGAGUGCUGGGCUCAGAGGAGGCUCUGAAUCCGGUGCAUUAUGAGGAGAAGAACUGGUGUGAGGAGGAAUACUCUGGGGGCUGCUACACAGCCUAUUUCCCCCCAGGAAUCCUUACCCAGUAUGGCAAGGUGCUGAGGGAGCCGGUGGGCAGGUUGUAUUUCGCAGGCACAGAGACGGCCACAGAAUGGAGCGGAUACAUGGAGGGGGCAGUUCAGGCUGGAGAGAGGGCAGCCAGAGAGGUCAUGUGUGCGAUGGGUAAAAUCCACCAGAGUCAGAUCUGGCAGCCGGAGCCUCAGUGUGUGGAGGUUCCAGCUCUCCCCUUUGUCACCACCUUCUGGGAGAGGAACUUGCCUUCAGUCGGUGGUUUCCUCAAGUUCAUGGGAAUCUCCACCUUCCUCUCUGCUGCUGCCGCAGCCGGCCUGGUGGCCUACAAGAAGGGCCUCCUGCCCCGGAGCUAAACUGCCCACAGCCAUCAUCUCACUCCUCCGCAUCUCCAGGGGGGGACACAUCUCAACAGACACUGUACUCAUGUGGUUCUACUUUGUUUCAAACCACAAAGUAGUGAACUGCGCAGGGUAUAGGCUGUUUUUUGAGAAAGACCUCGCUGUAAGAAAGACUGUUCAGCUCAUGCAAAACACUAAUGCACCGUCACUCUGCACAAAAGAGAGAGAGAGAGGGAGAGAUUAACGAGAUGAUUAGAGGUAAAGAGCUGCCGGUUUGAGAGGAGUGAAGAAGACGUAGCUUUGUUUUAAUCGUAUCUGCUUCAGAUUCAAAUUCAGAUUGAAGCCAUGAAACCAAUGAAGGAAAAAACAGACGUCACAGUUCCACACUUUGCCAAUGACAUUCACAUUCCUGACCACAUGAGAGUUUAUGAACUCAUCGUGCUUACUGUGUGUGUAUGAGCUUUGUUUGUAUGCAUGCAUUUGUGAGUGUGUGUUUGUCAGUUGUGUACAAAGUGUGCGUGCGUGUGUGUGUGUGUGUGUGUGUGUCUAAUUACCUCUGCUGAUUUUAGGUGCUGAUUUAUUCUGGCCAAGCAGCUGUGGCUGUUGAUGAGAACCAGUAACAUCAGAACAGUUGUGCCAUCGCUCAUUAAAAAAAAAAAAAAAAAUUAAUCAGAGGAGGUUUGGGGAUAAGGCUGGUGAUAUUCUGCUGUUCAACUAAUCCCACCAAGAAACAAAAACCAAUGAAUUCAUCCUUUUAUCAAGUACCGUCUUGUAGCUGACGCCUGGCGGAGCUCGUUCCUCUGUGCCUCCGGUGUCUCACUGUCCCGCUGCUAUAAAUACUCACCACUGCUCCACCAAACGUGUUUACUCCCUGACUGCAGUGCCUCGCUAUUUCACAGUUUGUUCAGACUGAAGGCAAAAUACUUUCCUGGUGUCAUUUGUGCAGAUGUGUGGUUGAGCAUCCUGUGUUUACUCUGCCCCCAAAAGCCAAAGUGACUUACACAGUUAUUUGUAUUUCUAAGCUUCGUGUGAAAACUCACACUCCGACUCUCCAGGAACUCCACUUCUUUCUCGUCUCGUUCUCCAGGUUUUUUUUUUCUUCUCUCUGUGUGAUGGAGCCAAACAGCCUCCGGAUGAGCUCAAGUUGAAGCAGACGCGUGGAGUCAGUUUUAUCUGUUUAUCUAAGAAUCACAAAAUUUCCUCAGACUUCACAGUUCGUACAACAUGAACUAACAUUAACUGUAGUUUAUUUUAAAUUAACACUGUUCCUGUGCCAGAUAUGACUCACAAACCAAGUUCACGGCUAAAAAUGUUUCCCAGCAAAUGCAGGAUUUACUGCACAACUGUUGAAGGAAAUUACUCACUGUGCUCUGUAUAUGUGACAGGUUUUUAAAGACGCAUGUCCUCAGUUUGGACAGGGGCUAACAGCUGACUGGGCGGAUUAUUUAAUCGUGAGUUUCUUUGGGAUUUGUUGUCAUUCAAAAACAAAA
This is a messenger RNA of Toxotes jaculatrix (banded archerfish), 3110 nucleotides long. It is a transcript of the gene maoa, whose product is annotated as monoamine oxidase. The record is from RefSeq and is a predicted model, not a curated record. Bases 61 to 1635 code for a protein of 524 amino acids. Gene Ontology annotation, molecular function: oxidoreductase activity. Lineage: Eukaryota; Metazoa; Chordata; Actinopteri; Toxotidae. The transcript is spliced from 15 exons.